This is a messenger RNA of Colletotrichum chrysophilum, 762 nucleotides long. RefSeq lists its product as uncharacterized. Bases 1 to 762 code for a protein of 253 amino acids. The record is from RefSeq and is a predicted model, not a curated record. The transcript is spliced from 2 exons. NCBI's taxonomy places the organism in Eukaryota, Fungi, Ascomycota, Sordariomycetes, Glomerellales, Glomerellaceae.
AUGCCAGCGCUAGAAGUCGACUACGGGCGCAGCGGCGGCAACGGCGGCGAGAGCGGCAAUGGGAGCGUCAGAACCGCAAGCAACCCGGCGCACACCGCCCAGAUUGCAGAUGUCCGCGCUGCACCACCACCACGACCGGGUCCACGUCGCCAUGCUGGAAUUGUGGCUCGGCCCCAGAUUCUCACACCGCCUGGUUCAACGCCCUCGAAUGACAAUCCCGCGUCGGGUAACGAGGACUUCAUCGAUGGCGAUCGUAUACGGGGUGAAGAUAUGCGAACCUGGCUCCUGACGUACGAGCUCAGCCUGGACGUGUACAUCACCGCCAACAAGUUCCUGAUGGACGACUUCAAAACGGCAAUCAUGCGUCACUGCGUCGACAUGCUCGAGUCCGCCGGGUCCGAUGCGGCCCAGCCGGCCGUUUUGGCGUUGUGCUCGAAACUGUACUCCGGAGUGCCCGAGUCCGACGGUCUGUUGAAGAUGAUAUUUGCCAGAGUCGGCUUUCUGCAGCCGCUUUUGUGGCAGAGAGCACCGCAGCAGACGUCCGAGUUCUUGAUCGGCCACCCGGAGGUGGCGGCCCUGAUGCUUCGCGAGACGGCCAUGCGCAGAGAAGAGGACCUGGGGAGCAGGACGCUUCCGUCCAUGGAACGAGCAACGCACGCCCAUCCAAUGCCCGUCUGGCCGGUCGGCGCGCCUCUGCCUCCGCAUAUGCGGCAUCCCCCGCCACCGCCACCGCAACCUCACUGGCACCCGGCUCCGUGGUGA